Olea europaea var. sylvestris is the source of this 608-nucleotide messenger RNA. RefSeq names its product 50S ribosomal protein L30-like. The record is from RefSeq and is a predicted model, not a curated record. The coding region runs from base 119 to 445 and encodes 108 amino acids. Gene Ontology annotation, biological process: translation. The transcript has 3 exons. NCBI's taxonomy places the organism in Eukaryota, Viridiplantae, Streptophyta, Magnoliopsida, Lamiales, Oleaceae. Gene Ontology annotation, cellular component: mitochondrion; large ribosomal subunit. Gene Ontology annotation, molecular function: structural constituent of ribosome.
UGUCCUACAAUUUGCAAAACCCUUUUCCAAUUGGCUCCCCUCUUUAUCUUCAUUCCAGUGAAUACAGCAGGUCUAAUCUUUCUCAUUCCCAGGGAUAAAGCUUAUAAAGAAGAACUAUAUGAGUGCUUUCAAUGCUUUUAAAGCUAAUGUUCCUGUAGCGUGGAGCUCUAACCUGUACAUAGCCCUAGUGAGGGGUAUUCCUGGCACCAGGAGGCUCCAUCGGCGGACGUUAGAGGCUUUACGACUCACGAAAUGCAACCGGACUGUCAUGCGGUGGAAUACGCCUACUGUCAGGGGAAUGAUCCAGCAGGUGAAAAGGUUGGUUGUUGUUGAGACGGAGGAAAUGUACAAUGCAAGGAAACAGAAAGAAGCGAGUCACCGAUCUCUACGUCCGCCAUUGGUAGUCAAUCAUCAACCGAUCCCUGGUCCAGAAUCUUCUGCAUAACAGCUAAUCCCUGAAUUAUGAGUACUUCAUUUUUGUUUCGAUGAGCGUCCUUUUGGUUAUAAUUCUGUAAACAAAGAUUCAUGAAAUUCUGAAUCAUGGGGAUCUUAAACGUGGCCUGAAAGCUGAAGCAUAUUAAUUUUCUCAAAAGGUAGUAUUUCAUAUA